UCGGUCCCUGUUUUAUAGACAGUAUGUUAUUUUUUUCUCCUCGGGUAUUACUUCCAGGGCAAACCCCACGUCAGUGCUAGGCAGAUGAAAUGGGAGAGAUGGUCAAAUACUGAGGCAGUCUGCCCUGUGGCAAAUUACCACAUUGCACGAUUUCCCCAGGUUUAUUAACUUAUCUCCUUUGCGCUGAGCAAAUAGGAGCCAGUUAGGAGAAGGAUGGGAAUCGGGAGCCUAGAACAAGCCGGGCUCUAACAGCCUCCAUCCCCACAUCAGAAGCCGGGGUAUCGUGGAAGUCAAUGGUCAAGGGCACCCUCACUCUCCAAGCUAAUGCAGUGAAGGGCUGACUUGAACCAAUUUCGGUCAUACCUCCCUCUUCACCUUUGCCUUUCUCUCCCUAUUCCCUUCCUCCCUUCCUUCCUUCCACUGAUCCACUGACUGGAUGCCAUGACCACUGAUCAGGACAGACACAGAAGCUUCCCCCAAGGCGUUUACAGUCUAGCAGAGAAUACGGGUGUAAACACAGUUGUCACUGGGAACCGCUAUGUCCGUGAAGCAUGAAGGUGGGCUGGGUCGGGGGUCUCCCAGCGCAGGGGUCUUCCCAGCGGACUACGCUCCAGCUGUGUUUUUCUCGACUUGCCACGGUUUGCAAUCUUGCAGGCAUCCUCUCCCGCACGGUCCUUGACAGAGACCCGUCGCUGAGUGCGGGCUCCAGCGCAGUCUGUCCUGCCAAUAUUUUACAAGCGACAUUUUCAAACUAUGCGAGGAUCUAUGUUAAGAAGAUUUAUUCCUCUGUGAUGGAGAAGUAUGAAAAAAUUGGGAAGAUUGGUGAAGGAUCCUAUGGAGUUGUUUUCAAAUGCAGAAACAGGGACACGGGUCAGAUCGUGGCCAUCAAGAGGUUUCUGGAAUCAGAAGAUGACCCUGUCAUAAAGAAAAUCGCCCUUCGAGAAAUUCGCAUGCUCAAGCAACUCAAGCAUCCCAACCUUGUCAACCUCAUUGAAGUCUUCCGGAGGAAGCGGAGGCUUCAUCUGGUGUUUGAGUACUGCGACCACACGGUUCUCCACGAACUGGACAAAUACCGAAGAGGGGUGCCGGAACAUCUCGUGAAGAGCAUCACUUGGCAGACUUUGCAAGCUGUAAAUUUUUGCCAUAGACACAAUUGCAUACAUAGAGAUGUGAAGCCGGAAAAUAUCCUUAUCACCAAACAUUCAGUGAUUAAGCUUUGUGACUUUGGAUUCGCUCGGCUUUUGACUGGACCGAGUGACUACUACACAGACUACGUGGCUACCCGGUGGUACCGGUCCCCGGAGCUGUUGGUGGGGGACAUGCAGUAUGGCCCUCCAGUAGAUGUUUGGGCAAUCGGCUGUGUGUUUGCUGAGCUGCUGUCAGGGGUGCCUCUGUGGCCAGGCAAAUCUGAUGUGGAUCAGCUUUACCUGAUCAGAAAAACCUUGGGGGAUCUCAUUCCUAGGCACCAGCAAGUGUUCAGCACCAAUCAGUACUUCAGUGGGGUGAAAAUUCCAGAUCCUGAAGAUAAGGAACCACUUGAAUUAAAAUUUCCAAACAUUUCUUAUCCUGCCCUGGGGCUCUUGAAGGGCUGUCUUCACAUGAAUCCUGCUGAGAGACUGACGUGUGAACAGCUGUUGCAACACCCGUAUUUUGACAGCAUCAGAGAAAAAGGGGGUUUGGGCAAAGAUCAUGACAAGCCAACAAGGAAGGCCCUAAGACAGAAUCGAAAGCACCUGCCUGGGUUGCAGUACCUACCUCAGCUGACUAACAGCAGCAUCCUUCCAGCUUUGGAUAAUAAGAAAUACAGCUACAAUGCCAAGAAACUUAACUACCAUUUUCCAAACAUUUAAGGAGCUUGGAGAUGGAUGAUAAAAGAACUGAUUGAUAACUCAAAAAAAACCCCGCCCCUAAUACAUUUGACUGACAGCCAUCCAAAUGUUGAGAAAACAUAAAUAACUAACGAGGGGAGACCACUUGGCAAGAUAGGAAGGGAACUUCCAGAUCUUGCCAAGAAGCAGUCUUCCAUGCUUGGUGAUGCUGUCCGGAACAGAAGGGGAAAACUUACUUGGUUUUCCACUAGGGUUUUUGUUGUAUCUAAGUAGCUGAACUUAUGGACAGAUAUAGAAAUGGUAUCUACUGCCCAUCAUUCCAGCAAAACGAGAGAUGUAAAAAAUAUUUAUGCUUCCUUUGUACCAUAGACAACAGUGAGAAAUGGAUCACAAAAUGCCCAUAUAUAUUUCCGUAGGUCUCUGUUCCCUUGAGUCCUAUCUUUUGUCUUUUCAGAUUGUUUCAACAUGUUUAAGGGAUGUUUUAGUUCUUGUAAUCAAAAUAUUUAAAAUUCCAUUUCCUGUC
Phyllostomus hastatus (greater spear-nosed bat) is the source of this 2352-nucleotide messenger RNA. It is a transcript of the gene CDKL1, whose product is annotated as cyclin dependent kinase like 1. The record is from RefSeq and is a predicted model, not a curated record. Gene Ontology annotation, molecular function: ATP binding; cyclin-dependent protein serine/threonine kinase activity. NCBI's taxonomy places the organism in Eukaryota, Metazoa, Chordata, Mammalia, Chiroptera, Phyllostomidae. Gene Ontology annotation, cellular component: nucleus. The transcript is spliced from 10 exons. Gene Ontology annotation, biological process: protein phosphorylation. The coding region runs from base 552 to 1850 and encodes 432 amino acids.